UGGAAGAAAUCAAAAAAAAUCAAGGAGAAGGGGGGGGCUUUCUCUUGAUCAUUAUUCUGUAAUACCCGUACGGUAAGGUACUGUGCCUGUGCUGUGCUCCUAAGUACAAGUACUGUCGUAAUAUGGUUACAAUAUGAUUCCGCUACGUUGCGGUAGAGUGCCCGGUACCUAUAACGAGCGAAAUGGUAUGAUACGAGUACAGUACAGUACUAGUUAUAACCACCAACGGCAGUCCAAAGUCAAGAAUUCGCGGGACAUUGUAAAGAGUCGGGGUACAGUACAGUGCCAUACCAUUACCGCGUCCGCGUCCCAUGCUUUUUCGUAUAUAUGUAUGCUUCAUACCUUUUUUCCCCUCGCCAUGGGCAUGAUACAAUAUUCUAACAGUGCUUGGACAGCGAGCACAAGUCCGUACACCUGCGUUGAUUUUUUUGGUGGUUGGCGCGAAUUCCGGUCUCGAGGUCGUCUGGACGGGGUACGAUACUGUGGCACAGUGCUGUGCUCGUUGUUGGUAUGACUUAUUCUUUUCUUUUUCGUGGUAUAGUGCCCGGCCCCCUUGAGGAACGGGGCUUGCUGUCGAUUGCAUGAAUGAAUGUACUCGAGUACGUAUCUACAUAGACGGGAACAUAAAUUGGACGGUGCUGUACCCGUUUCUCGUCUUACAGGACAUCACAGCGCGGUACUGCGAUUUUUUUGAGACAAGUUGAAGCCCGUAGACAGAGUAUCAUACCAGUGGAGUGUACGAGUGAGUUACCGGUAUACGGUAUGAUACACACCCCUGUGAUGGAUAUAGGCACGGGUGGGUAGGUCGGGGUUUUUUUGCCAUGAUGUGAUGCCAUGGCUUGCAGUAAUCUCGUGGUAGCCCCUCCGCCGCCCCCCGCCCCGGAAGGUGAGGGUGUGUAUGAUAUUCGCGGAUGCAUCGUACUUGUACAGUACUCGAGCGCGCACAGUAUGAACUACGGUAAGGUAUUCAGAUCUUGGUUAUAUCCGUCGGGGAGGGGGGGAUACAAGUACUCGAGUAGAUAUAACUGUGCCGUAGUGUUUUGC
This is a messenger RNA of Tuber aestivum (summer truffle), 1044 nucleotides long. The record is from the annotation of a GenBank genome assembly. Lineage: Eukaryota; Fungi; Ascomycota; Pezizomycetes; Pezizales; Tuberaceae.